AUGUCUGACGCAGCAGCCCCAGCUCCGGCCAAGGCCAAGAAGGCUACCAAGCCAAGGAAGCAGAAGGUAGCAGCAUCGCACCCUCCAGUUGCACAAAUGGUCGAUGCCGCCAUCAAAAACUUGAAGGACCGAAAAGGAUCGUCCCUUGCCGCAAUCAAGAAAUACGUUGCCGCUAACUACAAGUGUGACACCGUCAAGCUGGCCCCCUUCAUCAGGAGGUACCUGAAAAAGGCCGUCGGGGAUGGAAAACUUGUCCAGACAAAGGGAACCGGUGCCGCAGGAAGUUUCAAGCUCCCCUCCAAGGAGAAAGCCGAAAAGCCCAAAGUCAAGAAGGUGAAGAAGCCCAAAGCAGCAGUAAAGAAAGCAAAGUCGCCGAAGAAGGCAAAGAAACCCAAGGCAGCAAAGCCGCCAAAGAAGGUCAAGAAAGCCGCCAAGUCCAAGAAGACUUCGAAGGCAGCCAAGCCAACGAAGGCCAAGAAGUCUCCCGCCAAAAAGCCAGCAACAAAGAAGCCAGCUGCCAAGAAGGCCGCAAAGAAGUAAAGGGUCAUUUGCCUUUAC
Lineus longissimus is the source of this 558-nucleotide messenger RNA. Its product is annotated as histone H1A, sperm-like. Gene Ontology annotation, biological process: negative regulation of DNA recombination; nucleosome assembly; chromosome condensation. NCBI's taxonomy places the organism in Eukaryota, Metazoa, Nemertea, Pilidiophora, Heteronemertea, Lineidae. The coding region runs from base 1 to 540 and encodes 179 amino acids. Gene Ontology annotation, molecular function: nucleosomal DNA binding; double-stranded DNA binding; structural constituent of chromatin. The record is from RefSeq and is a predicted model, not a curated record. Gene Ontology annotation, cellular component: nucleosome; nucleus. The transcript has a single exon.